UUCGCAAUGUCUUGGGUCUCAUGCGUAGGGGCGAGAGCUUGCGACUUGAGGAUGUUAUGAUCCUUGAUCAGUCUGUGUUUUUGGUGGUGGCUGAUAUUCAUGAUCGGUAUAGGGAUAUGCGACUAGACGUUGACAGCAUGUCUUAUGAGGAGUUAUUGGCUCUGGAAGAGCGUAUUGGUAAUGUUAGCACUGGAUUGAGUGAAGAAACAAUUUUAAAUCGUCUGAGACAGCGGAAAUGUUCAAUUGCAGUGGGGUCUCAGCUUGAUGCAAAACCAUGCUGUAUCUGUCAGGAGGAAUACAAUGAGGGAGAUGAUCUUGGAACUCUGGAAUGCGGCCAUAAUUUUCAUACUGACUGUAUAAAACAAUGGCUGAUGACGAAGAAUUUGUGCCCCGUUUGUAAAACAACAGCCCUGACGAAAUGAGAGGGAUGCACAGAGCUGGAACGGGUGGUCCAAAACCAGUGAGUUUCCAUCAUGACAUAUUAAUGACUAGGUGCUUAGGAUGCUAAGAGCUUAGGUCAUGAAAAAGGGUAUUCCAAAAAUAGAUGCUCCCCGCCGGCCUGUUUCAACAAAGGAAUCACACGGUAGGUUGGGAAGUCAAUAUUUGGAGCUAUAAACAAGGACAACUCAAGUCGGUAACAUGAUGUACCAAGCAAUUUUCCAGAAAAAUAUAUAACAUUAGUCUAUUUUG
Messenger RNA from Carya illinoinensis, 690 nucleotides. RefSeq names its product E3 ubiquitin-protein ligase MBR2-like. Lineage: Eukaryota; Viridiplantae; Streptophyta; Magnoliopsida; Fagales; Juglandaceae. The transcript is spliced from 5 exons. The record is from RefSeq and is a predicted model, not a curated record. Gene Ontology annotation, molecular function: ubiquitin protein ligase activity. The coding region runs from base 21 to 422 and encodes 133 amino acids.